This is a messenger RNA of Plasmodium malariae, 324 nucleotides long. Its product is annotated as conserved Plasmodium protein, unknown function. Lineage: Eukaryota; Apicomplexa; Aconoidasida; Haemosporida; Plasmodiidae. The transcript has a single exon. The coding region runs from base 1 to 324 and encodes 107 amino acids. The record is from RefSeq and is a predicted model, not a curated record.
AUGUAUAUCCAUUUAAAGACACGUAUUAAAACAGUAAGUAACCUGGGGAAUAUUUUUUUAAAAAAAGGGAAUAUAAUAAAGGGAAAAAAAUGGUGUAAUGAUGCCCCUUUUGUUGAUAAUGCGAUAAAGACUGAAAUCUUCUCAACUAGUCAUGGUUUUUAUUUUUUUAAUGAAUCCUUUAUAAAGCUCUUUACGAAAAACAGGAAUAAAAUUACGUACGAAAUGAGAAGAGAUAGAGGAGGGACCAUAAGAAAGAAAUUAAGCAGAGAAAAAAAGAAAACACAGAAAAAACAAAAAAAGGAUAGUUCUAAGGAUGUGUACUAA